CUUUUCGUGUUAUCGAUGGCUGUUGCAAAAUAUAACAAAUUCCCUCAAUUUACCUAAAUUUUACUGCAUUUUUGCGAUGCUAUUGCCAGCGGACCGCUUGGAGCAAUACAAAGCGAGCUUGGAGCAGCAGCUAAAGCACUUGGCCACCAGCAUAAGGAGCUAUCUAUGCCUUAAGUCUGCGACGACGCCUGAAUUGUCGAAUAAAGCGAAUCGGUUGUGGGAAUUGGGCCAACGUUAUCAACUGGUCAAGGGUUCCAAUCAAGCUGCCACAGUUGCGCUACUUUCGGUGUGCCAGGAUGUUUACCGUAGCCUGCAGGACAGCAUAUCGAAACUGGUUUCUGAGCUAGGGCAGAUAUCCGCCCAUGUAAUUGACUUCGAGAUUGAGUGCCUUCACCUAAAUAAUGAGCAGCAGCAAACCAAAAUACCUGCGGCAUUGAUGGAAUUCAGAAAUUUCCUGGAGGAAUCGCUGAAACUGCUGCAGAACCAGGUCAAAUACCUAGAGCUUCAUCUUAGUCAGCUGCAACCCAAGUUUUCCGCACCCGAAUCCUCUUUGGAGGCCUUCAAAUCCGAUCUCCACCUGUCGGAACCUGCAGAAGCACGCAUUACCCUUGGAUUAGCCAAAAUCGAGAGACUGGCCAUCUUUCCGCUGACUUUGUAGGGAAAACCAGGCAUAUUCCUUAAGGAACAUAGAAACAUAUGCAUCUCAGUGGUUUUAAAUGAUAAGUUGCUAAACGAUGUUGUAUAUUAACUAACUGAGCUAUUGACUUUUAUUCUAAAUAUUUUACGUAUAUUUUCAUUGCAGCUCCAGCAGUUUAAAUAUUUAAGCUAUUUUUUAUACAAAAAGUAAUGCGCAUUGAUUAAAACAAAAUUAGUACUCUUCU
Drosophila mauritiana is the source of this 881-nucleotide messenger RNA. RefSeq lists its product as uncharacterized. The transcript is spliced from 3 exons. The coding region runs from base 77 to 658 and encodes 193 amino acids. The record is from RefSeq and is a predicted model, not a curated record. Lineage: Eukaryota; Metazoa; Arthropoda; Insecta; Diptera; Drosophilidae.